AUGGCUCUCACAGCACCGCACAGCUCGCUCCUGCGCGAGCGCAUUGUGGACGUGGACUGGGAGGUGGACGUAUUGGUUGCGUCGGGGCAACUCGCGCGUGUCGGUGUCCCCACGGUUCUCCUCACACUUACGCUGAGCAGCGGCAUCGUCCUGCGCUACCGCCUCACCGUGGCGGAGCUGCAGCAGUGGCGCUUCACUAUGGCAAAGGUCGUGCGGGACCACAUCUACUUGGAGAGGGCGCAGCCGCCCACUGGGCCCAGCGUAUUCGACAGCAGCGCCGCUUGA
Trypanosoma grayi is the source of this 285-nucleotide messenger RNA. RefSeq lists its product as hypothetical. The transcript has a single exon. The coding region runs from base 1 to 285 and encodes 94 amino acids. The record is from RefSeq and is a predicted model, not a curated record. Lineage: Eukaryota; Euglenozoa; Kinetoplastea; Trypanosomatida; Trypanosomatidae.